AUGGAUUUAGAUCAGUGGAAGCGGUUUAAAAAGAGUGGUUCUUAUAAACGAAAGGUUAAGAAAACCUACCAGGAAAUGUUAACCGGAGUGAGCACUGACUUUUUAAAUUUAUCGGGUAAAGACUGCAUCGCAAAUUCAGGUGAGGGUUCCGGACAAAAUAACUUUAGUAGUACUUCGGAUGGAAGGGGUUCGGACUAUGAAAGCAAUAAUGAAAAAUCAUCAAGCGAUUAUGAAAGCGAUGAAAAGGAGGAAAAUCUUUCUGAUUACAACAAAAAUUUCGAAUUGCGUUAUUCUAUGAAAAACUGGGCUUUAAAUUACAAUAUUUCUCAUGCUGCUUUGAACUCUUUACUUCAAAUUGUAAAUAUCAGAUUAAACGACGUUUUACCUCGAGAUGCGCGAACACUUCUAGGCACAAACAGAGAAAACCUACAAAUUACCAUUUCAGCCCCAGGACACUACUGGCACAAUGGCCUGAUCAAAUGUUUGAAAAGAAUUUUCGAAAAUGUUUCGUGUCUACCGAAUGAAAUUUCUCUAAACAUAAAUAUUGAUGGACUACCAGUUUUCAAUAGUUCGCGAUACCAAUUUUGGCCCAUAUUGUGUACCGUCUUCGAGAUACCAAAUUUGGCUCCGUUUGUUGUUGGUAUCUAUGCCGGAGAUGGAAAACCAUCGGACCUAGACUCAUUUUUGAAGCCUUUCGUGACAGAAAUGAAGCAACUUGAAGAAGGAUUAAUACUUGACGCUGCUCAUGACUCAAACGAAGAAAAAAUUAUCCACGUAAAACUGAGAGCUUUUAUCUGUGAUUCACCAGCUAGAGCAAUGAUAAAAGGUAGGAUAAUUUUUUUUAGUUUACAGACAAUAUUAUUAUAUUGCUUCACCUCCCAUCAAACUCUAUGUACUAAAAGGAUUUUAGAAUUAUCAGGCCAAGCUAUCAGUAAAGGUACUUACACAUUAAUUCAGAAAAAUCUUUAA
Cydia pomonella (codling moth) is the source of this 969-nucleotide messenger RNA. RefSeq lists its product as uncharacterized. The coding region runs from base 1 to 969 and encodes 322 amino acids. NCBI's taxonomy places the organism in Eukaryota, Metazoa, Arthropoda, Insecta, Lepidoptera, Tortricidae. The transcript is spliced from 2 exons. The record is from RefSeq and is a predicted model, not a curated record.